GCGAUCCAAAACCAUAUCGGACUUUUUCGGCCCCGAGUCGACUCCCGUCAGCCGACUGCUAAACAUAAUAUGUCAAGAGAAGGAAGCGGAAAGGGUAGCAGCGCACAUCAUGAACCAGCAGCAGAGUUCUCGCUCCGCGAAUGCGGCCAAGUCAAACGCGAGCGCCCCGUCUGGUCACGGUACGGCUAGGGCUCAUCCGGUCCGGCCACCACCCGGCACCAGCAGCCAAUCUGCUGCCUCCCUAGCCGCUGGGGUGCGCUCUCGUAAGGAAAACAUUGUACCGAGCGUGGGAGUGAACUCUGGCUCGGACACGGGCAGCAGUGGAAGCGCCGGUAUAGCACCGGUGCUGGUUGAUCCAGCCUUUGCCGCGAAGGAUAUAGAUAGGAUAGCGAAAUACAAAGCCGAUAGACGUAAAGCCAUUUACUUAAGAAACAAUGUCCACGAGAAUGAAAAUGAAAGACUGGAACCUAGCAAAAGAUCAUCAUCUAGAACACCGAAUACUCUUCCAUCAAGUGCAAUUCUUAGCAAACAGCAGCAGUCAUUGUUACCACCAUCCUCCAAACCGACCACAACCGGCAUCAUCAAACGUCCACAUUCGGCCGGGCUUACAUCCUCCACGAAAGCUACUCCAUCCGUUAGUAAUGGCACCGGUACAGGCCUGUCAAGACCGGUACCAGCACGACCGGUAGCGGCAGGUACACGUGAACGGAAUGCCAGCACUAACCGAUCCGUUGACGAAAAGCAUAGCAGCAUUACGUCUCCCGUUCAUGUGGGUGCUAGCACCACAGUCACGAAACAAAUACGAACGACUCGAUCGUCUCGGUUGCGUGCCGCGGCUGCACACGACAAGGAGCGAUCACCGUCCGCGAGCGCUGUCAAACCUGUUUCCGGAUCGAUGACAUCGUUCACAACCGGAAUCACAGGCGAGGAUCAUCCACGAAAUCAACAACCUCAGCUAGAGCGAUCGCAGCGUGCCGUGUUUCAUCGAGUGCCGGCAACGGGACCAUCCGCUAGCCAAAUAACAGCCCGAACGGUUGGAACAGCCACGCGAACCGCACCAACGAAACAUUCCACCAGCAAUGGACCAGUGGCGGUUGUAACGAUCAGAAGCAGCAAGCUGCUGCCUGUUACGGCAGCGAAGCGAGAACCAGUAGUGAAAAAAGUUCUCUCUACGCCCGCGACUGCGGGAGCUGAUGCCGGUAAACGCAUGGUUCCGUCGAUUGCCGUUAACAUGAAACAGAGACUGAAGACUACCACUGAGACAAUUAAGGGCGAGCGUGUGGUGAAGGUAAAAAGCGAACCACCUGCAACAAUAACCGCCACGGCAAAACGAACCAUCGUGGCGAAGACUCCCAACAAUGUUGUUCCCGUGGAACCCUCAGAAACCGAUUUGGUUAAAUCGUUAGUAAAUCGUAUGCAGUCGCUUAAUCUGGUCGAUGUUCCAGCGCAAGCGAAACAGCCGUCUGCCAUUGUUCAUCUUCAGCGGGAAGGUUUUUUUGAACGACCAGCCAAGUGCAAAGUGCCGGAAACUGAACUAAACACCGUUGACACGCCGCGCAUGCGAACAUCCACGAUGAAACGGUCGCACGCAACACGCUCGCAGGCGAUCGCACUACCCAAGGAUAUAAACGGGCUGAGUCCGGUGAAGGGGGUUCAGCUUGAAGCGGCGAAGGAUAAAUCGGCCAAGCGCAAAUCGUUUCUCAAUCGCUCGCAGACAGAAGAACCGGCCGGUGGCGCAAGAUCCACCACGAGCUCAUCUUCGGUGGGACGAUAUCAGCGUCGUAUGAAAAUGCCUCACAGUAGCCCAGACAUGUACUCGUCCAGCAAUCGCUCGUCACCCGUGAAAUCGUCGUCUUCUACCGAAAAAUCUCCUACGAAUUCACCGCGUCCAUCUUGUUCAUCGAAUCGCUCGAGUCCAAAGCAUGGUGUUGUCUCACCGGAAUCGGUCUCGAAAGCCAGUUCCUCCCCUAUACGCAUCUGCUCGCGGCUUUCGGGAUAUACGAGCGGUACCUGUACGGUGAAUAACAGUCCAUCACCGUGUUCCCAACCACGAAGUCCUUCGCUUUCCUACCACAUGGAGCAAGCACGGCGCGAACUGGUAAUCUCACCACCGAGAACGAAUCGUUUGUUAAAGAUCGUCACUGAAUCGGCAAGCGUUUCUGAGGAACCGAAACUUGCUGCCAAGUCGAUUGCAAUCAAUCCAUUGUUACCAUUUGACGCUUCUGAAGCAAUUGAUGUGGCACUGAAGGUGGAUGUUGAUGCCGAAGGUUUAUUGUUAGCGGAACCGGAGGAAGUUGCAGUGGCGGCAAUCGUCCCGGAGGACGUUGACGAAAUAUCGGAGGAACAGUCGUCCUCGAUAGGUCAAUAUUCUAAAUUUAGUCAAAUUUUAAAAUCGCCCACAUUAGAGGUAGGAACAAUUAGUGAUAUGUUGGGCGAUUUAGCAAUUGCUGAUCGUAGCAUGGAGGUAGAUUCCCAAGAAAGAAUGCAAGUAGAUGAUGAUGUCGAAGAUAUGCAAGUGCCAUUGGUGGUCAUGGAACAGCAGGACGAAGCAGUCCAGUUAGAGAAUAGCUCAGUGCAGUCAGCAGAAAAUAUGGAAGCGGGUCCUUCUGGGCUGUGUGCUGCGACAAAUGGGGCAGAAUACGACGACGAUGAUGACGAGGAUGAUGUUGAUGAGGAAAAAACUUUCGAGCGAAUUGUGAUCGAGCCACCAACAAGAGGAUACGUGGCGGUGGUCGAUGUUGGCGAUGAUGAUGAUCAUCAGCAAGAGGAAAUGCGUCCAGCGAAUCGAAUCCUAUUCGACAAUCAGUUUAACGAUGAGUUUGUGGUAAUCGAAAACAGCCCCAAGAGUCAGCUGAUUCAAUCGCUCGAUGAAGCAGACAUAAUAGUGUUGCGCGACAACGAUGAUGAGGAAGGGUACGGUGAUCGGCCACCAUCACGCCCGUCAAGUGGUGGUUAUUUGGAGAAAAAGAAGAAGCUUGUAAAAAUGAGCUCAGUGGAACACUUUGAGCGCAAAAGCUUGUCCCCGCAGCGCGUAGUAAAAUUGAGUACGUCCUCGUCGUGUAUUUCGCGGGCGAAGAGCAUGGACGAGAGCAGUGCCGUACUUGGCGGAAGCAGUUCCGUUACGGCCAGCGCAAAUUCGGGCACCUCGGCGAACCAUAUCGUGUCGAUAUUGAAGCGUAAAACCGUCGAGUCAUCGGCCGCCGCCAGUUCAGCAUCGAGCAAUGCGUCUCCGGUGACAUUCUCGCCGAGCGUCGUUGAUACACCGAUCCGUUCAAACCGGAAGCAAGGCAUAUUGAAGAAACGCUGCUCGCUGGACGAGAGCCGUUACAGUCGCAGCCAUUCGCCAGAUGACCGUUCGAUACUGGUGAAGCAUACAAGGCGUAACAGUUUCGAAGACGGAGCAAGUUCCAACCAGCAGCAAGCGCAUGGCAUCCUGAAGCAAAAGAGCUACGAAUCGCGGGAGGACGUGUCUGGUGCUGCCGCUAGCGGUGGCACCAGCCGCAACUCGAUAGCUAGUUGUUCGGGUAGCGGAGUUAGCACCGGACAGGCGAAUGGUAGCAUAUCGCAUGGCAUUUUGAAAAAGAAAAAUGACAGCUCAUCGACCUCUACGCCUAGUGAACCACCGAAGCAUGUGUCUAUCUCACAGGCGGUUAUACUUGCAGCGGCUGAGAUCUGUCAAGAUAUGCUGCUGGUGGACGAAGAUGAGGCGAGUGCGUACGAUAUCAAACCAAUUUUAAAACCGGACCACCAGGCACCGGUGACACCGAAACCGAUUCUGAAGAAGAAGUACUCUUCCGAGAAUGAAGAGAUCCGACCGAUACUGAAGAGUUCUCGCAAAAGCUCCCGCGAGGAGAACUCCGAUUCGGAGGAAAUGAAACGAUCAAUUCUUAAAAUCGAUUCACCAGCGAAACGAACACGAUGUUACGUCGAGCAACCUGCUAGCGGUAGUAUUGAUAUGGUGGGUAGUAUGGGUAGUACAAGCUCAUCCGAAACUGGUACCCCGGGUGCAUUGCCGUUGGUGCACAGCCGAUCGUUAGAGCAUCCGGACUCGGUAUCCGGUGCGGCAAUAGUGCCACAGGUAACAAACAUCGAAAAGCCUAUAAUUUCGGUAGCAGAGCGAAUCCGAAAUAUGGAGAAGUUCCUAUCGGGCGGCAGCGGCAGUCAGUCUUCACCUGGUAGUUCGCCCGUAACGAAGCCGCAAAGCUCCUGUACGUCAGCAAACGCCAUCAGUAGACGCGAGUCUUUGCGCUACAAAACACAACCGGUCACAUCAACAGAGAUCAACAGUGCACAACAGCAACAGCAGCAGCAGCAGCAACAGGUAUCCCCUUGCGGAUCAAGAUCUCCAGAGUGUGUUGUAGAACCGAGGGACAUCGGUAAUGAUGUUGAUAGUCGUAGUGAAUCAAACACCGUGUCGAAGGAUUCUGCCGAAUGCAACCGUGAUGAGCACGUCGGUGAAGAUAAUUGUCUGGUGAACAGUGCGUUUAAGCAGAUCGAGCAGAGUACGGUGAGCGCAUCUGCAGAUCCAGUACCGGAGCGUAGAAUUGCACCGGAACAUAGCUGUUUGCGUAGUUCGCUGGAGUUAUUGAUACAGCGAAGUCAUUCGGUUGAUCGAAGUGAGCAGAAGUCGCUCCCGGUAGUUUCAACUGUACCGUCCUUUGGUGUUGGAUUGAUAGACGAACCAAAACAAUCGUCUUCCUCGUUCGAGUUACUCUCGCCGACCCUUGGUACGGCGGAAUCGAAUUCGCACUCCAUCAUCAGUGGUGAGUUUAAUUUGGCCUCGCUGAGCUCCGACUCGGGCGUACAGUUUGGUGGUGGUCGCGGUGGUACAGAGGAAUUGUCCGGCACGACCGAUUACGUACUGUCGUCCUCAGUAAAAACUAGCGAUAGUGAGAAAUCACCUUCGAAGAAAACGAUCGACGACGACGAGGACGAUCUGAACGCGGAUGAAGAGUUGCUCGUCGAGGAACAGCUGCUAGUAGUGCCUGUCGGGGACGAAUCAGACGAAGAACACCAUCCGGGUAGAGGGCAGAGAAGACUCCUGUCACCUACAUCCUCCUGCUCAUCGGCGCAUGCCGGCCGUGUGUUGAGACCGUCCAGUAGUAACAGCAGCGCUAGCAGUGAGACCAGCGACAGCAAAAAGGGCGAUAUCCUUCGAACAGGAGGAGGUAAGACUUGUGGUGGCACAGGGCAUAGGUCACCCGGUGGUAGCACUUCAUCCUCGUCACCGGAUAGCGGUAGCAGCAGCGAUUUGAGUGAUCGCGACUCUGCGUUAACUGCGGCGGGACCAGCAACCGACGAUCCCGCGAUGUUUGGUGGAUGCGUAGGCUUUGGCCGGAACAGUGGCGGAGGCAGCAGUGGAGGUGAGGACGGCACUGACAAGGGAUUAUUACGACGAUCCAGCAGUGUCCGUGCGAAGGCUAGCAUGUUUGCCCAGCUGGAAAGCAAGCUGAAGGAGAACGAAAACCCACUCAGCCGACCGAUCGUUCCCCGUCCGAGGCGAGCUCAAUUCACAACGCAGACGAUCUCACCAACCGACAUCGAACGAAGCAAUAACGCCAUCAAUAGCGGGCUUAAUAGUGGUCAAUAUCGUACGACGGCCAGCAACAUUUCCACGGCCCACCAACCAGCUCAUCCAAUCAUGAACACGAUACAAACGAACAACAACAACGUAGUCUCGGAUGACUCUGGCGCCGAGUUUGAUCCUUCGACACUGCAAGUAUCGAAGAAGGUCAAACUGUUCUCGGGCGGAUGUGUUACCGUCAAGGGAGAUGAAGCAGGCGACCAGAUGAUGACGGCGAUAGCGAACGGAAACGGCACCACCACCCCGGUCGGAGUGGUACGGCGGAAGAAAACAUUGCUAAAGCAGCAGCAACAGCAACAGCAACAGCAGGAACAGCAUUAUAAAGAAAAUGGAUGUACCAAUGGAACUGGGUCGGAGGGCGAAACGGACCUGCAGCAUAUCGUACCGAAGGUGGAUCGGAUACGGAAGAAGUUUAUGAGCUUCUCAUCGACGGCCAAGUAUUUCAACAGUAGCGAAAACGGCACUCAAAGCCCACUGCAAGGAGUGAACGGAGAUGAUGCCAGCGAGGGUAGUGAUUCGAAUGUAGAUUCGGGCAAGGAGAACAACUACGACAGCGGGGUGGAGAACAUGAACGGAUCGGGUCGACCGCCUCAAGGUGGAGGCAGCUCGAACGUGUUAGCACUCAAGAGGAACUUCCUUAACACAUCGAACCGUGCGAAGUCAGUGCACAAAGAAAAGGAUCCGGUGCUGGAUGUUUCCACCGAGCUGGACGGUGUGGUGACGAAGGGGAAAGUGUCGCGCCUAGCGAACCAGUGGAAUCGGCUGCGAAUGACGCUCGAUGUAUCGUCAAUACUGAAAACACCCGGCGCCACCUUCGAUACACCACCGUCACCGACUAGGCGUGUCGGAAAUGGGCUAGUAGCGGAACGUGAAUGCGAAAGCUUACCGGUUGCUUGCGAAACCGAGCGCUCAUACAUGCUGGAUUCGUCACUGGAACGAUCCGUCUCGCAGACUAACAAUACGUCACUAUUUUCGCGCAGUUUCACUCGCAAAGCAAAUGGUAGUUCGAAGUUUGCGCUAGUAGACGAUCGGUUUGCUAAAUACUUUGGCUGUAAGACGGGCGGGCAAAGUACAACGGUGCCUCAAAACAACAUGGCAGUCAAAUCGAUGACAGUGACACUGAACGGUUCAAUUGCAGAGCACAACAUACCCACCAAUGAAUGCUUAAAUGGAGGUUUCUGUAAGCAACCGCGGCGUCGCUCUCAGUCAAUGCCAAAGGAGUCGUUACUACUUGACAAGAGGCUCGAAUCGUUGAUCUGUACGAUCGCUGCUGGAGGGAAUAGUAAUGUUAGCGAAAAAUGGAGCACCACCAUUCAGCCGGUAAACACUGUCGAAGAGUUGAACAUUACCACCGAAGAUCUAUCGUUGGCGGAUACGGAGUUCGAUAAGCUGUUUAUAGAGCAAAUGAGUCCUCGCAAACCACCGACAGCGUUCCUGCCACCAAACGCUCAGAAGCUUCCGUUUAUGGCGGAGCUAAAGGGUGGCAUCCUGAAAUCGAAAUCGGGCUGUGUCGGACUGUUUCCUGCCGAUCUAAACUCCGAGCUGAAGUCGCGCCUCAAAAAGUCCACCCAUUCGACUGUGAGCAAUCUGAAGAAAUCAACCACCGUUUCCACCAUCGAUGCAACGGCACCGAACAGCUUCGGCGCAUCCGGUACGCGUCCGGGAUCGUCUUCCGAGUCGGAGGAUGAUGACGACGACGAUGAUGGUGUGGCACCGGGGAAAAACCUCGCGAAAAUGCUGCGCAAUGUGUCCAACACGGCAAACAGUGGAAGCGGCGGCAGCAUGCCACCGUCCUACAUACCGCUGCCGGUACCGUUCCCGCGCACAUUCGCCAGCAACAAUGACACCGAAUCUCAAGCACUCAACCGGGAGCUGCAAUCGAUCAACAAAAAUCCAGCCGUCGCAAGGCGCCGUCGUCAGAACGAAGGCUACAAGCAGCAACAGUUGAUUAAAAGCAAAAGCCAAUCCGAGCUUGCCACCUUCAUACCGGCGUCGGCCAUCAUCUACCACAACACGGCAAAUAACGCACCGAAUGUACCAUCGCCAGGACUGACGCACGGUGGUAUCAGUAGUAGCAGCACCAACAGCAGUAGUAAUGCACUCGCUCUCGGUGGAAUUGCACCACCGCCACUAGCGACACCACUCACAAACGCACCAUCCUUGCCAGCGCCGUAUUAUCACGAGCAGAACAACAACCAUCACAGCUUCGGACACGGUUCCGGGCAGCAGGAGAACGAAGAUUUCAGCUUCCCAGCGUUCGGUGCGUUGCGCCGGUGUUUGACCGAGGAAAUGCGCCCAGAUCAGGACGGUUCGAUGGUGAAGAGUGUCUCCAUUGCCGAGCGGCUGGCGGCACUGAAGAAAAGCGGUGAGGACGAUUGGCGCAAGCGCGUCUCCAAGAAGGAUGUGCCCGAUGAUGUGCGGCGGGAAAACCUUGUCAAUAAUGCACUCAUCGUUGCCAAGUCCCACGAGAGCCCAGUGAAAAACAACUCACCACGACCGUUCAGUCGGCCGGCGGAUCUGGAGGGUGGCAACAUUUCCGAUCGCUUGGGUAAGAUCAAAACGUCGUCGGAAAAUUGGAAAAAUCGUAUCGAACUAUCCGAUGCGACCAACUUUACCGUGGCGGGCCGUAUGGCCGCAACGAAAUCACCCAAGCUGCCGUUCAUCAAGUCGGACACGAAGCAAUCACCCGCCAUGAAUGUGUUCCGUAGCGUCAACCCACCGCAGCUCGGGCUCUCGAAAAGUCCCUCGAUGAUGGUGUCGUCGGUCGUCACCUCGUCCACCGUGUACGGGCAACCGCAGCAACAGACUCCAGCAUUCGGUUCCCGUCCUACCAGUGUUCCGGCUCAACAAUUUUCUAGUCCCGCUUCGGCAAUGUUCCAGCAACAAAGCCAACAGCAGCAGCAGCAACAGCAUCGAGUCGUUGAAAGUCUCAUGAAGCGUAGCAUAAGUGUACCGGGUGUACCGACCGGUGAUCUCAAGACGCAUGCCACCGGUUCGAAGGUGACCAUUCCGAAGCUGGAUGACGAAAGUUUUGGUUCGUUCUUCGGUAAGGUUACCGCAACGAAUGGCAGCAGCAGUAUGUUGGGUGCCGGAUAUUCGGGUACAAUGAUGUCCAGCACCAUCGGCAGCAUUAGCAGCAGCAGCAGCACGCUGAGCAAAAGCACCGACGUAACGCUCGGCGAUCUCGACACACUGAAAACCACCGGCGAGAAGCUGUCGCACAAGAAGGUGGUCCAGGGCCCACGUGGACGGCGUGCGACGUCGCGCAAUCCGCUCAAAACGCUAGCCGCCCGUGACGACCUGCAGACGGAGUACACCGAAAUUAAGACAGGUAUCGCCGAUAAGGAGAUGCGAAGACUCAAACUAGAAGCAAUUGCCAAAAGUAGCAAUCUCGCCGUAGAAGCGCUAGCCGGCUUAGCGUCCGUUGAAGAUUUCAAAUCGGUCAGUCUCAAGUCUAGCUCGCUGCCGCUGAAUCAGUCGUUUGUCCCGUACAAACCGCUGAUGUUGCUGCAGGUAAAGGGCCGUCGGCAUGCGCAGACGCGCCUGGUGGAACCGGUGGCUCGGUCGGUGAAUCGGGGCGAUUGCUUCAUCCUCGUCACGGCCGACCGGCUGUACGCCUUUUUCGGCCAGUACGCGAACGUGAUCGAACGGUCGCGCUGCAAGGAAAUCUGCGACCAGAUCGUGCGCGACAAGGAUCUCGGCUGUAGCGCGUCCGUCGUGACGCUGCUGAGCGACGGUGCGAGCAGCGGCGUUGGCCGACAGGCGCGCGAUUUCUGGCAACUGCUCGGACGCGGCCAGGAGGAUGAAGGUGCGGAGGUGUGCGAUUCGGGCCAUGCCGAUGAGGACGAGCUGUUCGAGGCGUGCCUGAUCGAGACGAACAUGGUGUAUGAGUUCGAGGACGAUGCGCUUGUUCCGGUGGAGGAGUACUGGGGCACAAUACCGAAGAUAGCGAUGCUAGAUCCACGCAAAGUGCUGGUGUUUGAUUUCGGCUCGGAGCUGUACGUAUGGAGUGGCAAAAACGCCCCAUCUGAGGGUAAACGGGCGGCACUGCGUUUAGCACAGGAGUUGUACGGUGGUGCCUACAGCUACGAAGAAUGUCAGCUAAAUCCUCUCAACUUUUCCGAACUGGCCGGUGAUCGGCAGCGUGACGCGAGACGGUUGUCGAAGGUGGGUAACAACCGGCCGGACUGGUCUUUAAUUGCGCGCGUCACCCAACACAUGGAAACGGUACUGUUCCGCGAGAAGUUCCUUGACUGGCCGGACGUGACGGUACAGUUCCGGGAGGAGUACACUUUCGGCGCUGGCGAUGGCUCAACUCCGAUCGGUGCCGACAUUAAGCCGCUGGACGGCAACCAACUGUACCGUGGGAAUGAACCGUACCAAGAACCGAACCUUGUGCUUGAAAAUUCCAACCUGGGACGGGGCGAUUUCUACUACGAUCACGACUCCAUGCGACACUUUGACGUACGCACCAGUUCCGUGACGCAGUGGGAAAUAGAUGAGUACGAGUACAAGGAGAUCGACGGUACAUCGCGUGGCCAUUUCUAUGCCGACGAAAGCUACACCGUGCGCUGGAUGUAUCAGAUCAGUGUGACGGUGCGUGAGCUAAGCGGCAAAGUGUCCAAUCGUAGCACCGUCGUAGGCCGGGACCGGUGCGCUUACUUCUGCUGGCAUGGAAAGGAUGCGUCCGCAAAUGAGAAAGGUGCUGCGGCAUUGCUAACGGUCGAGCUGGACAAGGAGAAAGGUUCGCAGGUUCGCGUUGCCCAGGGUCAAGAGACGGCCGCUUUUGUGCGACUGUUUAAGGUUAUGUUCAUUCACCGCAGCAAAGCGGUCCCGAAGAACGUGUGGCGUCUGUACAUGAUUGCGGGCAACUGUGCGGAGGAGACGAUGUGCACCGAGGUGGAGGGUUGCAGUAUGCGACAGUUGCGUUCCCGAGCCACGAUGCUACUGGUGCACGGUGAACGUGGCCGAGUGUUGCUUUGGCAGGGAUGUAAAGCGUUACCGCACGUACGAGAAGUUGCGGCCAAUGUGUUGCGCGUUGUACUGGAUCAAAAAUGUCCCGAACUGUUCGACGAAACGCUCACGAAUCUAUCGUCCGCUGUGGUAGACGAAGGGCACGAAACGAGCGAAUUCUUCGAUGCCGUUGGAGGUCAGAAUCGUCACCAUUAUCACAGUUUGCUCGGUUCCGAACAGAGUUACAACUUUACGCCACGUAUCUUCCAUCUGACGAGCAUCAACAAUGGUAACUUCGAGGCAACGGAACUUUACUCCGCGCUGCGUACGAAAGAUCGCGCCACGGCGUAUCCGUUCCGGCAGGAGGAUCUGUACUCCGCCCGCCAGCCAACGAUUUUCCUCAUCGACAACGGACACGUGCUGUGGCUGUGGCAGGGUUGGUGGCCGAACGGAGACGAAUCCGGCAGCGAUAGUGGUGGUAGCGGUGGCGAAACAAAUCACAGCAGCUUCGACAGUAACCGGUCGGGUGAGAAUCGCUGGCAGGUGGAGCGACGUGUCGCGAUGGAAACGGCCGUUUCGUACUGGAAGGCAAAGCACCCGAAGCAACACGAAGAGCGCGUGGUGGUCAAUGGGAAUGGGCAUGCGAUGCCCGCUCGGUUAACCUCAACAAUCAGCACAGACGAGAAUGGAAAUGAUGAAGGAAUCGAUGAGGUUGAUGCCAAGCCGUACGAUGCACCGACGAUGGCUACGCUGCAGGAUGAGCAGACGCAACAUCAGCAGGAAGAGCGGGCCACCAGUGACAUCGUGAAUGGGUUCGUCGUUUGGGCCGGUUUGGAACCGCUCGAAUUCACUGCCAUGUUCCCGGAGUGGACCGAACGGGACGAUGUAGCAGAGAUUAAUGUGCAGGAUGGUCGUAAAUCGACACCGCAGCCAAUAUACGACAGUCUGUCGCUGCUGUCCCGCAAGGAGUACCCGUUGGCCGUACUGCUCGAACGACCACUACCGGAAGGUGUCGAUCCGACCAGACUCGAGCUGUAUCUGCACGAGCAGGAUUAUCUGGAAGCGCUUGGGCUUAAUAAGACGGAGUACGAUCAGCUGCCCGCCUGGAAGCAGACAAAGCUGAAGAAGGAACGUGGACUAUUUUAGAAGCCGUCGUCAAAGUCAAACCCCUGGAACAAAGCCAUAGAGAAACGAAGAUGGAGAGCGAAAAGCGCUGAAUCUAGCGAAGAUUCGUUUGCGGUUUAUGUUGUGUUCGUUUUAUUUUAUUUUUCUUUUAGUAAUUUAAAAUAUAAAUCGUUAUCUUAUCCGUCGUCUAUGAAAAGAACGACAUUGAUUCACUCAUUAAGCGCAAAGCGGCAAAGAAAGACUUGACGAAAGAGCUUGUGACAUGGUGCGUAAACGGAGGGAAUGCUAAUUUUCUCUUCACCAUUUGUUUGCUGUCUUUGGCAUCUCUGUAGAUAUGUUUUCAUCUCAUUUAACGUUACAUUUUGCAUCUUUCUGUUUUUUUUGUUAGUUUUUGUGCUUUUUGUUGCGGAAUAUGGUGCGUUUCAGUAGAGAUUUACGUUUUGCUUUAAACCGUUUCCCAUUUUAUGUAUUCUCUUUUAUGAACCGUUGGUGCUUUUAGUUUGUUUCGCGAGUUGCUAACUUUGUGUAAAGAGUUUUGUUUACUUUAUUUAUGCUACGCGAGCUGAACGCGAAUUAUUUGCCGUAGCGAAAACGAGGUGGAUUUCUUACAAUAAUUGGUAGAUAGUGAACGGUACGCAAACAAAGCUCACAAAGGAAGGAAUGAUGCAGAAAAACAGGGAAAUCUAUGCGUGUACUUAAUACGAGAUCACUAGAAGGUGUCCCAGGAGGGAAUGUAGGAGGUGGUUAAAAGAGGAAAACCAUCCAAGCAUAACCAUAAUCCGUGUAUACUCUUUGUAGUUUUAUCGACUGCUAAAUAUGUAACAGCGUCUUUUUACUAUGUAUUGAUAUUGAUUUGUUUUACUUUUCCUUGUUUUUUUUUUCUUAAACGAAUGAGUUAAGAACAAGUAUACAGCGCAUUGAACGAAACAAAAAAAAACGAAGUUAAAUGGAGAUUUCAUUAAUUGGCAAAAAGUUAGUAACUGUGCGUGCGAAUGUGAAUUUUGUAGUGUGUAAUGAAACGGAGAGAAAGAGUAGAAGAAAGAAAGGAGAAAAUCAACAUAUAUACAAGUACGUUUAUAUAACUUAUACAAAACAAGAAAAAAAAAACAGUAAGCAAAACCGACGGUAACAGAUAUAAACACGGUCGCAGUCAUAUUACAUGUAAAACACCUAUGUAGAAGGAAUACGGGAAAGGAUAUCGAAGAGUGUGUGCGAAAGCUAGAAGUUCUUUGUUUCUUUAGGACUCACAAUAUGCAAAACAAUCGAAAUCAACGCUUGCUCUGAUGCCGAAGAUUCCUCAAUUUGAAUACAAACUCAAUCACACAUCCAUUGUGUAACUUUGAGUGUAAAAAGAAAGAUCCACACACAAACGAAGUAGGCAGUAGCCUUAUGAUUCAAGGACAUUAAGAAUUUUGGAAGGAAUUUCAAGAAAAUCUGAUUGUGUGUGUUUGUGAUUUCCCUUUAACGCUAUUAAAACAGUCAGCAACACUACUCGCCUUCCGUUUCGUAACAACUCAUACCGUGUAAACUAGUACCGUGCUUUUUUGUACUGAUUUUGACCUCCCAUGUACUAGGAGAGAUGUGGCACCACGGUUAGCACCGCAACAAUCUGCUCGCUGUCUGUGUACGCCUGGAAAAAAGGAAUAAAGAUAUAACAGUAGGCGGCAAUGAAACGUGGUGCAAUACGCAGCGAAAAUGUAAAGCCAAAUAAAAAAAACACGACAAAAACAAAACAUGUGAAGAAAAGUGUGUUCAGUAUGAA
Anopheles funestus (African malaria mosquito) is the source of this 13424-nucleotide messenger RNA. It is a transcript of the gene Svil, whose product is annotated as supervillin. Bases 110 to 11683 code for a protein of 3857 amino acids. Gene Ontology annotation, biological process: barbed-end actin filament capping; cytoskeleton organization; actin polymerization or depolymerization. Gene Ontology annotation, molecular function: phosphatidylinositol-4,5-bisphosphate binding; actin filament binding. Gene Ontology annotation, cellular component: cytoplasm; actin cytoskeleton. Lineage: Eukaryota; Metazoa; Arthropoda; Insecta; Diptera; Culicidae. The transcript is spliced from 14 exons. The record is from RefSeq and is a predicted model, not a curated record.